Messenger RNA from Thamnophis sirtalis, 3672 nucleotides. RefSeq names its product RNA binding motif protein 15B (gene RBM15B). NCBI's taxonomy places the organism in Eukaryota, Metazoa, Chordata, Lepidosauria, Squamata, Natricidae. Gene Ontology annotation, molecular function: RNA binding. The record is from RefSeq and is a predicted model, not a curated record.
UCUUGAAUCGCGGGCCCUGAAGCCAUGAAGCGGGCGACCGAGCGGGAUUCCAGCCCGGGCGGGUCCGGGGGCACACGUGGCGCCUCCUCCACGAAAAGGCCUCGAGAGCGCGAGAGCAGCGCCAGCGGUGUCGGCAGUGGCGGCGGCAGCAGCAGCCGGCGGGGCCCACACCGGAGUUCGGGCGCCUCCUCCUCGUCAUCCGCUUCCACCUCCGCCUCGUCGCGCAGCAGUCGGGACAAGCCUGCCGCUGGCGGUUCCAGCUCGCGGAGCCAUCGCGGGGAGGAGCGGCCGGGAGGCGGAGGCGAUUCGAACCACCGCGCAGCCUCCUCUAGCGCCAGGACCAGCAGCAGCCAAACCGCCGCCGCCGCCGCCGCGGCCCCUGCCGUCCCGCCUACCCCAUCCUCGUCUUCUCGGGCGCUGGGGCUCGCCAAGAGCAAAGUGACCGCUGCGGCGGUGGUCGCCCCUUCCUUGCUUCUGGGUGGGCCUCCACCCGUGGCAGCCCCGUCGCUCCUUUUGGCCCCUGGCCUUGGCUUGCCGGCAGGGGUGACUCUGGCAGGUGAGCCUCCUGGCUCCAGCGACUACAAGACUCUGCUAGUGAGUGGCCUGGGCCCAGCCUUACCUGACCAGCUGCUGGAGGAUGGCCUCUUUCGCCAGUUCCAGAGAUUCGCUAGCGGCGGUGCCAGUGACAUUAGCGUCAAGCUGUCCCACACACCUGAACUUGGCCGUGUUGCUUACGUUAACUUCAGGCACCCGGCAGAUGCCCGUGAUGCUCGACGGCACGCUAGAGCCCGGCAGCUUCUCCUUUAUGAUCGGCCUCUGAAGGUGGAGCCUGUGUACCUGCGAGGGGGCCGCCGGAGCCGUACUCCUCCACCUACCCCCUCUCCUGAACCCUUGGCAUUUCUCCCUCCUAUCCAUGGUGUUUAUCCAUAUAAACAGAGAUCGCUGUCUCCUGUUGCCAGCCCUUUGCUGAGAGAGCCUAGACCUCGACACGCUCAAGCUGCAGCAGCAGCAUUUGCCUUGGAAGCUGUUGCCUUGGGACUUUCUCGAGAAAGGGAAAGGGUGCUGGAUUACUAUGGGUUAUAUGAUGAACGGGGCCGUCCUUACAGCUAUCCCUUGGUGGCUGAGGAGGAUUUAAUGCCAGAAGAUGACCAGAGAGCUACCCGGAAUCUCUUCAUUGGCAAUCUUGAUCACAAUGUCUCUGAGGUGGAACUCAGGCGUGCCUUUGAAAAAUACGGUAUCAUUGAGGAAGUGGUGAUCAAGAGGCCUGCACGGGGUCAAGGUGGAGCCUAUGCCUUUCUUAAGUUCCAAAACCUGGACAUGGCACAUCGGGCCAAGGUUGCCAUGUCUGGGCGGGUUGUUGGCAGAAACCCUAUCAAAAUUGGCUAUGGGAAAGCCAACCCGACUACCCGACUUUGGGUUGGUGGCCUUGGUCCAAGUACUUCCCUAGCUGCUCUUGCUAGGGAGUUUGAUCGCUUUGGUAGCAUUAGGACUAUUGACUAUGUAAAGGGGGACAGCUUUGCUUAUAUUCAGUACGAGAGUUUGGAUGCUGCUCAAGCUGCCUGUGCACAAAUGAGAGGCUUUCCUUUGGGCGGUCCAGACAGGAGACUUAGAGUGGAUUUUGCUAAAGCUGAGGAAGCCCGCUAUCCUCAGCAGUAUCAACCUGCACCACUUCCUGUACACUAUGAAUUACUCCCCGAAAGCUAUAGCAGACACAGGAGUCUGGAGCAAGACUUAAGGGUGAGGGAUAGGACUCCUCCUCAUCUCCUUUACUCAGACAGGGAAAGGAGCUUUCUAGAGGCCGAUUGGGCCAGCUCUCUCAAAAAUGCAGAGCGCAGAAAUAAUUUGGAGGCAUACAGUCGUUCAGCACGCAGCCGGAGUGGAGAACGUUGGGGCAGCGAUAGUGAUCGCAGUGUUCUCAAGCCCUGGGAGGAAAGGCGUAAACGUCGUAGCCUUUCCAAUGACCGUGGGAGGACUACUCAUUCGCCAUAUGAGGAGAGAGCCAGGACAAAGGCUGGUGGGCCAGGAGCAGAUCGCAGCCCAGAUCGGGUUCGGAAGGAGAAUCACACUACAGAAUCUACCACAGAGAAAGAACAAAAUAAUUCGCUGCAGAAUAAUCGACAUGCAUUAGAGGAGAAACCUCACCGUGAAACCUCUGAUCCUCCUCAGCCUAAAAAAAGAGACAGUGAACGCAAUCACCGAACUGGUGAGUCUGAAUCAAAGGCUCAUGAAGAGCCCAAAUCUGAAACAAAGAAGUUAAAAACGUUAUCCGAUUAUGCCCAUACCCUGCAGCUUGCUUGGAAUGGGCUACUUGUCCUUAAAAACAGCUGCUUCCCUACAUCUAUGCACAUUCUUGAAGGAGACUUGGGAGUCAUCAACGGGCUUCUGAAAGACCAUUUGUCUGGUGGAAAGUUAACACAGCUUAAGAUUGCUCAAAGACUUCGGUUGGAUCAACCCAAACUGGAUGAAGUAACUCGACGCAUCAAGCAAGGGAGCCCUAAUGGCUAUGCUGUGUUACUAGCUACCCAGGCUGCUCAAGGAGCAAGUGCUGAAGGGACCUUCCCAGUGGCGGAGCCUGGCUUACAAAGACGGCUUCUCAGGAACCUGGUCUCUUACUUGAAACAAAAACAGGCUGCAGGAGUCAUCAGCCUUCCUGUGGGAGGGGCAAAGGGCAGAGACAGCACAGGCAUGCUUUAUGCUUUUCCUCCUUGUGAAUUUUCUCAGCAGUACCUCCAGUCCGCCCUAAGAACAUUGGGAAAGUUAGAAGAAGAACAUAUGGUGAUAGUGAUAGUCAAAGACACUGCCUAGUAUUUACUCUGUAUCCAUUUCCUCUUUAUCCCCUUGUUCUGAUUCUGUGUUUUCUUUAUGUCUCACACUGCCUGGUUGCUUUUAAGGCCAAUUAUUUUGAGUGAGGCCCUAAGAGUCCUCCCACUGAAUUCUACAAUUGUAUUAGUUUCUAAUAUUUUUAAUACCCAUUUUAAUGAAUCCCAUUUUGUUUUACUAUGUGACACUGUCUGCCGUGUUCUUACUUUUAAAAAAUAUAUGGAAAGUUGUCAGUAAAGCCUUGUUCGCUGAUGGAUUUUUUUAAUUUUGUGCAGUGUCCUGGUUUCUGUAGUCUGCCAGUGGCUGGCUCUGUGUUCCAGAAUAUAACAGCUAAUGACUUUACCAAAUUCAGUUCUUCCACUCUACUGCUAUUUAACACUAUUAUGCCAGUUUUGUGCUCUCUUUAUUUCUUCAAUAACUGAAGCCUGGUUGCUUCUUUCCUCAGUGGUAGGUAGCUAGUGCUUUUUUUUUUUUUAAGACAAAAGUCAGUGUAUCCUUCAGACCAACCUUUUCCUGGUGGAUGAAAGCUUUUAAGGUGGUCUUAGCCAAAGAACAGCUGUGUAAAACUUAAAAGCUUCAGUUAAUUCUCUGCAACUCUUGGUGCAAUAAAAAAAAAUAUGAGGCACCUUGGGGGCUUUUUUCUUCCUCUUGAUUGUGUUGAUUGUUGGAUUGAUUAUAAUAUUGCAAACUGAAAGCUGUUCUUAAAUAUCCUGUCUAGUAAUAAUUAUGGGCUUCUCAGGAAGACAAAUAACCAGGCACUUGAGUAGGACCUGAUAACAACAUCUAUGUGAUUGUGUUGUUCAGUUCCUUCAUCAGUUAAUACAGCAAAAAUAAAAGACAAAACUUGACAAA